CCGCAGACGAUGGCACGCAGUUUCGUUUUUUUAUAUAAAUCUCGUUUCUCAUUCAGUUGUGCAUACGAACAUAUCGACUAUCUCUCAACAUAUUCUCUCUCAACAUCCAACGAAAAUGAAUCCCGGCGAAGACACCAAUAGUUCUAGUUCAUCUGAUUCCGGUCGUUCGAUUGACGAAGCAUUAGAUGCAGCCGUUGAAGAGGCCAUGGCGGCAUGCUAUUCGCAAAUGCAGCGCGAGAAGGCGGCGGCUGCAGCGGCGGCUGAGCAAGUCCAUCGUCCUAUUCGACAUCGGACGUAUGUCCGACGCAACCACGAGGAAGCUCACAGGCGUCUGGUUGAAGACUAUUUUGCCGAUCAACCACGUUGGGGCCCGACUGUUUUCCGCCGCUGGUUUCGAUUGUCGAGGUACCUUUUUCUCAGCAUUGUUCGUACAUUGUCUUCACGUGAAGAAUACUUCACGUUUCGGGAGGACGCCAUCGGGAAACCCGGCCUUACACCAUUGCAAAAGUGCACGACUGCUAUUCACGUUUUGGGAGGACGCCAUCGGGAAACCCCACUGCUGAUGGUCUUUAAUUAUCAUUACCAAACUUUUCUCCUUUAUUUGCAUUGGUAUGUUCUACCAUGAUCUAAUUUGCACUGGGGCUUAAAGAAACAAUAUUACCAGUUCAAUUCAAUGUAAAGAUUCAUAUAAUCACAUGAGUUUUUAACUUUUAAUAGACUUCAUCAACUCGUUGGCAAGAAAUCUAGAUUUUUGUGAUAGCCUCAAGUUUUUUACUCAUUUCAUGUUCACACAAGACAAAACACUUCAUAAAUACUCAAUCCAAAUAAAUUCAAUUCACAUCCAAAUUCUGAAAAAAAUGGACUUGACAUUCUUAACCACACUCAUCUUCUUCAUACUUGUCCCUCUUUCUCUCUUCAUCUUCACCAAAUCAAAAACCACAUCCAAAAAUAACUCACCAAAGCCACCAAAAUCAUAUCCAAUCGUUGGCUCAUUCUUCACAAUAGUGAAGAACAAAGACAGGUUCGUGCAGUGGUCAUCAGAGAUAGUCACAAACUCCCCCAACUUAACCUUCUCCAUCCACCGCAGCCUCGGCCGUUGGAUCGUCUUCACGGCCAACCCGGCCAACGUGCAGCAUCUCCUCAAGGACAACUUCCACAACUACGAGAAGGGGGACUUCUUCAAGGUCACCUUGAGAGACUUUCUCGGCGACGGCAUAUUCAACUCCGAUGGCCAGACAUGGAAGUUCCAACGGCAGGUCGCCAGCCAUGAGUUCAACACGAAGUCCCUGCGCAAGUUCGUCGCGAACGUGGUGGACUCCGAGCUCUCCGAGCGCCUCAUCCCCAUCUUGAGAAAGGUGGCGGCCGAGAAAACUGUUAUUGAUUUUCAGGACAUUCUGCAGAGGUUUGCUUUCGACAACAUUUGCAAGAUCGCGUUCGGUUAUGAUCCCGGAUACCUGUCGCCGUCUCUGCCUAAAGAGAAGUUCGCGGUCGCUUUUGAAGCGUCCGUGAAGCUGUCGAGUGAGCGGUUCACCUCGUUCAUCCCUUUGAUCUGGAAAAUCAAGAAGGGGAUGAAUAUCGGAUCAGAGAAGCAGCUCAAGGUAGCUAUAGGCGAAGUACGAAACUUCGCGAAGGAAUUAAUCCGGGAGAAAAAGAGAGAGCUUGAGCAUAAGUCAUCUCUGGAGUCAGUCGAUCUCCUCUCGAGAUUCUUGAGCUCAGGCCAUUCGGAUGAAAACUUCAUCACUGAUAUAGUGAUAAGUUUCAUUCUAGCAGGCCGAGACACGACUUCUGCAGCCCUCACGUGGUUUUUCUGGUUGCUUUCGGAUCAUAAAGAAGUGGAGGAUGAGAUUCUGAGAGAGAUCAAUGGAGCAGCAUCAGAAGGAGCAUCGGCUUAUGAUGAGGUGAAGGACAUGGUGUACACUCACGCUUCGAUUUGCGAAAGCAUGAGGCUUUAUCCUCCGGUUCCUACAGAUAGCAAAGAAGCUAUGGGUGAUGAUGUUUUGCCUGAUGGAACAGUUGUGAAGAAGGGCAUGAGAGUGGCGUAUCAUCCGUAUGCUAUGGGGAGAGUUGAGAAGGUGUGGGGUAAAGACUGGGCGGAUUUCCGCCCCACGCGGUGGCUGGAGAGGGCGGAAGGCGGUGGUGAAAAGUGGAGUUUCGUAAACAGGGAUAGCUUCACAUACCCGGUGUUUCAGGCUGGGCCGAGGAUUUGCCUUGGGAAAGAGAUGGCUUUCUUGCAGAUGAAGAGGGUGAUUGCUGGUGUGUUGCAGCAGUUUAGGGUGGUGGCGGCGGCGGAAAAGGAGCCUGAAUUCAUAACAGACCUGGCAGCUAAGAUGAAGGGUGGUUUUCCAGUGAGGAUUGAAGAGAGGAACUAGUUAAUAUUUUGUGUUUACUAAGAUUUGAACCUCUGUAUUUUAGUACAGUGGCUUUCUAUAAUAUUUCAAAUAAAACUAACUGUAGAAAAAUGGCAAUCUCAGCCCUUAACACAUACCAGAAAACAAGAUUUUGGAGAAACAAAGGGAACAAAAGAUGCAGUGAUCAAAUAAAAUGAAAAUCAAGUA
Salvia splendens (bonfire salvia) is the source of this 2555-nucleotide messenger RNA. RefSeq names its product cytochrome P450 94A1. Bases 783 to 2369 code for a protein of 528 amino acids. Gene Ontology annotation, molecular function: iron ion binding; heme binding; monooxygenase activity. Lineage: Eukaryota; Viridiplantae; Streptophyta; Magnoliopsida; Lamiales; Lamiaceae. The transcript has a single exon. The record is from RefSeq and is a predicted model, not a curated record.